UUAAAAAAUAAAAAUCAUUCUUCACAAAGUGACAAAUCUGAACUUCAAUUCAUAUUUUUUUGGGGUUUCAGUUCUUACGGAUUUGGCCCGUAUGCAGUUGGGUGCGUAUGUAAAACUGUAUCCAACUAUAUAUAAACAGCAUCUUGUAUCUUCUUCUCUGCGUUUGGUAAUUACAGUUGGAGCAAGAGAGCAAUGUUAUCUGGGCCGUCUCGCAUGACCCACCAUUUACAACACUGUAAUCACUUUGGUCUUGGCUUUGGAUUUAUAUAUACUACUAAUACUAAUAAGCUCCAUUUGAAACUACCCUUUAGCUCUAUUUCUGAGAAGAAGAAGAAGUUGAAUGAAUUUUCUUCAUCAAAUCUUGAUUCUAAAGCACCCCUUGUUGCUGAUUGCAUCAAACCUAAUUCCCCAUUUGCGCAAACUCCCAUUCUUUCUCAUUCUUUAAGUGAACAGGAGGAUGACAGCGAGCCUCCAUCUGAACGACUGUCAGAAGUGGAAGGAGGUAUGGUAGCUCUGGGAAAAUUUGAAGCUCUUCACGUUGGUCAUCGAGAACUUGCAAUACAAGCAGCAAAGGUCGGAGUUCCAUUUCUUCUAUCAUUUGUUGGAAUGGCUGAAGUUUUAGGUUGGGAGCCUAGGGCUCCAAUAGUUGCCAAAUGUGAUCGUAAGCGGAUCCUUUCUUCAUGGGCUCCAUACUGUGGUGAUGUCACCCCCACUGAGUUUGAGCUUGAUUUUUCAAAAGUUCGAUCUCUGACACCUCGUCAGUUUGUUGAAAAGUUAUCAAAGAAACUCGGAGUAUGUGGAGUUGUUGCAGGAAAAAACUACAGAUUUGGUUACAGAGCUUCUGGUGAUGCAUCAGAUCUGGUGAAAUUGUGCGAGGAGUAUGGCAUGGAAGCUUACAUAAUAAACUCUGUCAUGGACAAAAAACAAGAUUCUAGAGCCAUAAGUCUUGAUAAUCCAAAGGAGCAAGGACAAGUUUCAUCUACCCGGGUACGUCAUGCUCUUGACAUGGGAGAUAUGAAAUAUGUCUCAGAGUUAUUGGGUCGAAAACAUCGUCUUAUGUUGAUGUGGAAUGCUGGGGAAAAGUUUACUAGGGAAAAUAAUAGGAUAUCAGCUUCAAAGUCUUGCUUGUUAAAUCUCCCACCAAAAGAGGGUCUGUAUGAGAACUGCUCAGUUGUGAUUGGUGACGAGAACUCUGUACCAUGCAGAGUAAAUAUUGAUACUACACAUAUUUAUUUGGAGUUGGAUGACAUAGAAACAUGUAUUCAUAUAUUAUCUCAAGGCUUUCGGUUCUUGGGUAUAGACUUUGUUGGCUAAAGUUUGUGAUUUCUUAAGUAUUUUUCCCUUUCAAUUUUGUUCACUAAAUUCUAUGCUAUAUUUGCAAA
Messenger RNA from Daucus carota subsp. sativus, 1382 nucleotides. RefSeq names its product FAD synthetase 2, chloroplastic. Gene Ontology annotation, molecular function: FMN adenylyltransferase activity. The coding region runs from base 193 to 1314 and encodes 373 amino acids. Gene Ontology annotation, cellular component: chloroplast. Lineage: Eukaryota; Viridiplantae; Streptophyta; Magnoliopsida; Apiales; Apiaceae. The transcript is spliced from 5 exons. Gene Ontology annotation, biological process: FAD biosynthetic process; riboflavin biosynthetic process. The record is from RefSeq and is a predicted model, not a curated record.